AGAGAGAGGGGGAGACAGAGAGGGACAGAGAGAGAGAGAGAGAGACAGAGAGAGAGACAGAGAGAGAGAGAGAGGAGGGACAGCAUUUCGAAUCCCAUUGCAAUUCUCCGAGCAGCCUCGGUCAAUAUUCCCAGUCACAAACUUCAGGGGAAGAGAUUGUUGUGUGUGUGUGUGUUAGAAGUGGACUGGGCUUUGUGUGGAGUUUACGCUGCCAGUCGGGGAGCGUGUGGGGAGACACUCAACUGCGUGGAGGGAAUUGAAUGUGAAGAGUCCCCGGGUCGGGUCGGGGUCGGGGACGUGAGCAAGUGCCUGGUGCCUUGGAGGAGCCUCGGAUGGAGAUGGGACGCUGCAGAGACCACUGGACAAUCGCCUUCCUCUCCUUCACCCUCUGCGCUACCAGGGUUUGGAGCAACGAGAUCCUGGGCCUGAAGAUCCGCGUGGACCCGGUGCUGACGGCGAACACGGUGUGCCUGACGCUGUCCAGCCUGACCCGCCGCCAGCUGGAGGUGUGCAUGCGCUACCCCGACGUGACUGCCUCCGCCAUCCAGGGCAUCCAGAUCGCCAUCCACGAGUGCCAGCACCAGUUCCGGGAGCACAGGUGGAACUGCUCCAGCCUGGAGACCAAGAACAAGAUUCCCUACGACAGUGUGAUCUUCAGCAGAGGCUUCAAGGAGAGCGCCUACGCCUACGCUAUCGCCGCUGCGGGGGUGGUGCAUGCCGUCUCCAACGCAUGCAGCCUGGGCAAGCUGAAGGCCUGCAGCUGCGACCUGCAGCGGCGCGGAGACGAGGAGGCGUUCAGGCUGAAACUCAACCGCCUGCAGCUGGAGGCUCUGAACCGGGGCAAGGGGAUGGUGCACGGGGUGAUGGAGCCUCUGCCCGGAGACCUGCCCGGCCCACAGGACUCGUGGGAGUGGGGCGGCUGCAGUCCCGACGUGGAGUACGGGGAGAAGUUCUCCAGGGACUUCCUGGACUCCCGGGAAACCUACAAGGACAUCCACUCCCGCAUGAGGCUCCACAACAACAGGGUCGGAAGGCAG
Molecule: messenger RNA, 1037 nt
Organism: Leucoraja erinaceus (little skate)
Lineage: Eukaryota; Metazoa; Chordata; Chondrichthyes; Rajiformes; Rajidae
Product: protein Wnt-10a-like
Exons: 3
Biological process (GO): neuron differentiation; canonical Wnt signaling pathway; multicellular organism development
Cellular component (GO): extracellular region
Molecular function (GO): cytokine activity; frizzled binding
Source: RefSeq, a predicted model, not a curated record